Molecule: messenger RNA, 1242 nt
Organism: Prunus persica (peach)
Lineage: Eukaryota; Viridiplantae; Streptophyta; Magnoliopsida; Rosales; Rosaceae
Product: aquaporin NIP2-1
Exons: 5
Coding region: 254-1132 (292 amino acids)
Biological process (GO): transmembrane transport
Cellular component (GO): membrane
Molecular function (GO): channel activity
Source: RefSeq, a predicted model, not a curated record
UGUUACUUUCUGCAACCUUAUGUAUUAUCUUCUUUUUAUCUAACAGAACUCCACUAUGGCACUAAAUUGUUGGACUAUAAAUUAACUUAAAAGUGAUAUCUCCACUAUAAAAUCUUCUCUACCAAACCAGCCUGAGGGCAUAUGAGCUCCUGCAAUCUUGGUACUUGAUCAAUCUCUCCUCCAAUUCCCUAAUUCCCAUCACCAGUAGUAUAUUUAUUCAAAUUCCAGCUUCUUAAUUCUUCUGAAUCGAAAAAUGGCCACAAAACAUCCAGAGCCUGGAAACCACAACACAAACGAGUUAGUCUCAGUGCAGGAAAACCACCCCAUAUCCCAAAAUCCAACAUUUGAACAACAAUAUUACCCACCUGGCUUUUUCAGAAAGGUGGUGGCGGAGAUGAUAGCGACGUACAUGUUGGUGUUUGUGACUUGUGGUUCGGCUGCUCUUGCUGCCAGCGAUGAACACAAAGUGUCAAGGCUUGGAGCUUCAAUUGCAGGAGGGCUGGUAGUGACCGUGAUGAUCUAUGCGGUUGGCCACAUCUCUGGGGCACACAUGAACCCUGCCGUCACUCUAGCUUUUGCUGCUGUUAGGCAUUUUCCAUGGAAACAGGUCCCAAUCUAUUGGGUAGCUCAACUAGCAGGAUCCAUAUCUGCCUCAUUUACGCUUUCUGUGCUAUUGCAUCCAAUCAAACAUGUUGGCACCACAUCACCUUCUGGAUCAGACUUUCAAGCUUUGAUCGCAGAAAUUGUCAUGACAUUCUCCAUGAUGUUCAUCGCUUCAGCAGUGGCAACCGAUACCAAAGCUAUAGGAGAGCUGGCAGGUGUAGCAGUUGGCUCCGCAGUUUGCAUAACUUCAAUCUUUGCUGGACCAAUAUCAGGUGGAUCCAUGAACCCAGCCAGGACAAUAGGUCCCGCAAUUGCAAGCACAUACUACAAGGGAAUCUGGGUCUACGUCGUUGGACCAGUGAUAGGAACCCUACUUGGGUCAUGGUCCUACAACUUCAUUCGGGUCAGUGAUAACCCUACCCAGCCAAUAUCACCACCACCUCCACCACGCUCAUUUGCAUUCAAGCUUCGUCGAAUGAAGAGCGACAAUGGCCAAGUUCCCUGCAAAGAUCCUCUCGAUUCAGCUUGAAAUUUUUGGGUUUCACAUAUCAAACCUAAUCAUAUGGGAAAAUCCAAGAGUCUCUAUAUUAGAAGUUCGUGUUUUUGUUUUAAAUACCAAGCAACAUGGCAUUGCCAAUA